AGGGCACAUUUGCCAUUAUGUUACGCAAAUUACGCUUGCUUUAUUUGCAUAAUGUAUCGUUUCUGCAACUGGGUAUUGAUAAACCUACUUUGCACAUUAUCACAAGUUACUAAAUUAAUUCAUUUUAUGAUAUUGUUCAUUCAUUGAUAAUGAUUGCUUUGUCGAAGCAUAGCAUUUUUCCUAACACUUUAUUUUUGGCACAUUGGCGGCGCGGUAUUUGCAGUCUGGCGCGCCCCCUGGGUGGGUUUAACUCCUAGAAUGUUGCUAGGAGACCAAACACAAACUCAUUUUGUAGAGAUCCCGCUAUCAUAUCUCUAGAAUUCACACAGUCUUGGCUUCCCAUUUUGAAUGAAGAGAGCGAAGUGGGCCGAGUGACACCAAAACAGCACCCCAGGAGGAGCUUGAGAGAGGAACCAUGCCAAAGAAGGGUGCAAAAAAGGGGGGAGCAGGGAAGCAGGCAGGGAUGACGGAGGAAGAGAGACUCUUGUACAUGCAGCAGAGGGCCCAGGCAGAGGACGAGAUGUCCAAAAGGAAGGAAGACAUGCUAACUCAAUUUCUCAAGGAUAAGCUGCAGAAGGAGGAGCGCAACAGUGCAGUGAACCUGCACAAGUUGACGCAGCAGUGGCGAGCAGUUCUCCGCCAGACACGGGCAGCUGAACUGCGCAGUGACAUUGCUGUGCUCAGCCAGACCUUUGAGAGGGUGCUGGACCGGAAGGACAGUGUCAUCAAGUGUUUGGUGUGUGACCUGAGUGAGGCAGAGCAGCAGUCAGCCCAGGCCCUGCGCUCUCACCUGGAGUGUGUGGACUGCCUGCUGGCCCUGCAGAAGGGUAGGCUGGCAUCCCUGGAGCAGCAGUGGAACAGCGGCCUGGAGGGACUGAGCUACGAAUUCAAUUCUGAGAGGGAGCAGAUCCUGUCCCAGCACCAGCAGGAGUGUGCUUACCUGGAGGAUGUGACCUUUGCCAUGGAGCAGUUCUACAUGGAGGUAGAUGGGGAGGCUCGCCAGGACUACCAGAGCACCAGAGACGACAUCAAGAACAGGAACAUAGAGGAGAAACAUGCGUUGAGGAUCCAGUUAGAGGGGACGGUGGAGGGCCUGUGGCGUCAGUUCCAACAGGCCCUACGCAGCUACAAUGAGGCUACAGAGGACCGCCACAUCGCCUUUGAGUCGUUGAGGACCCGCGACCAGCGCAGUGCCCAGGAGAUCGACACGCAGAUGAGGAGGCUGCAGAAGAUGCAGGACUCCAUAUCUGCUCUGCGCUCUAGGCUGAACUCCAGCCAGAAGGAGAGUGAGGGGGCAGCACGGGGCCUGAGGGCGGCCAGGGAGGAGGUGACCCUGCAGGCUCGCCAGCUCAAGGCCCAACUGAGCCGUGCCCGCGCAGCCGAGAGGAACCAGCUCACCAACCUCACUGUGCACAGCAAUGCCGCUGCCAAGAACCUACAGGGCAUCAUCACUAAGGGGGAGAGGCUGCUGCGUCUGGCUGAGAUUUGUCGUAAACUGGAGACAGAACAUGAGAAAGUCCUCCCCUUCUACACCUCAUCUCUCACUGCUGAGGAAGAGAGCCAGGAGAGAGCUAAUGCUAUGGAGACUCCAUCUGAGGAGCUGGCACAGGCCAUGCUGGACUACCUGGUUCUGGAGCGAUUCUGGCAGCGUUAUAACAAGGUUCUGCUGGAGCGGCUGUGUUUGGAACGGGAGAGAGGAGCUCUGACCCAGGAGAACCAGCAACUGCGGAUCUUACUGCGCCAGUACCUGGAUGGCAUCUCCGUUAGUGACGAGAUCCUCCGCCAUCGCAACCCCCUGCUGAUGGUGUCACGGCCCACCCUCGGCGUUCAACCCACUGCUGAUGCCCAACGCAAGCGCCACACUGUCAUUGAGGCAGCACAUGUUGUGCAGCGCACGCUGUAAACUCAAUAACAGGCUCACAUCACACACCAUCACUCCUAGAUUAACUUUAAACUGCCAGAAUGCACUCCUUCUGACAGAACUCAAUUCCUUAUUCUAUUUGUGUUUUACUUCUUUCUACCAAUUCCUUACAAUAUCCAUCAAAUAAAAGAGGACUAUUCCAUCCGAUAA
This is a messenger RNA of Oncorhynchus gorbuscha (pink salmon), 2071 nucleotides long. RefSeq names its product coiled-coil domain containing 65 (gene drc2). Gene Ontology annotation, cellular component: axonemal dynein complex; axoneme. Bases 416 to 1903 code for a protein of 495 amino acids. Gene Ontology annotation, biological process: axonemal dynein complex assembly; regulation of cilium movement; cilium-dependent cell motility. NCBI's taxonomy places the organism in Eukaryota, Metazoa, Chordata, Actinopteri, Salmoniformes, Salmonidae. The record is from RefSeq and is a predicted model, not a curated record. The transcript is spliced from 9 exons.